AUGGCUCCUCCCGGCGCCUUCGGACACCUGAGCCUGGCGCUGGGCGCCGCCGUGGCCGCCCUGGGCUCGCUCCUCUUCAUCGCCUGGAGAACCUACUUCCCCGGCGGCGGCCGCUGGGGGGCGCGCUGGGAGCCGCCGCUGGCCGCGGGGCAGCUGGAUUUCUCCAUGCGGCAGGCCCUGGUGCUGGGCCUGGAGGGAGCUGGGAAGAGCAGCGUUCUCCACUACAUCUCCAGCGAGGCAGCCAAGGACCGCACAGCUCCCACCCAGGGCUUCAACUCAGUCCAAGUGUACGCAGACGGCUUCCAGAUAGACCUGCUGGAACUUGGUGGCAGCCAGAACCUGCGAUUUUACUGGAACCAGUACCUGAGUCAGGCCCACGUGCUGGUGUUCGUAGUGGACUCUGCAGACAGGCCACGCCUCCCCGCAGCUCGACAGGAGCUGCAUUGGCUGCUGGCUGAGGAUCCUCGGUUGCCCUUGGUCGUCCUGGCCAAUAAACAGGACAAGAGUGAUGCCCUGAGCGUGGCUGAGCUGCACCGGGAGCUGGCCCUGCACACGCUGAACGAACAGAGGGAGUUCUUCCUGCUGCCCACGAGCGCCACUCACGCCGCGCUAGCCACUGCCACCAGCAUCCGGCACGUGAAGAGUCUGCUGGUGGAACUGCUCUCCCAGCUCUGA
Molecule: messenger RNA, 675 nt
Organism: Emys orbicularis (European pond turtle)
Lineage: Eukaryota; Metazoa; Chordata; Testudines; Emydidae
Gene: ARL10
Product: ADP ribosylation factor like GTPase 10
Exons: 4
Coding region: 1-675 (224 amino acids)
Molecular function (GO): GTP binding; GTPase activity
Source: RefSeq, a predicted model, not a curated record